Molecule: messenger RNA, 450 nt
Organism: Saccostrea cuccullata (small rock oyster)
Lineage: Eukaryota; Metazoa; Mollusca; Bivalvia; Ostreida; Ostreidae
Exons: 3
Coding region: 70-408 (112 amino acids)
Source: RefSeq, a predicted model, not a curated record
AAACAUCCAACACUGAAAGGUACAUCACGCUUCUAAUUUCAUUGAUACGGCUCCUAGUAUCAAAACAAAAUGGCUGGGCCAGAAAAAGUUAACAUUGACGAAUUGAUGAAAAUAGCCAAAUCAAUGUUCGAAUCAGUUGACCCUGCUUUCAAAGAACUGUCGGAUGAAGAGCGCAAUGAUAUAGAAAAUAUCAUGAAAAUUCGCAUCUCAGAUGUAAUCCAAAUGUCCAAUUCUGUCAACUCUGUCGGGGACCCCUCUACAAUGUCUGACACGACACUAACAGAGACGAUGAAAGCACUUCUCCCAGACGAGGAUGAGGAUGAAAAAUCAUCUGGAAACGACGAUCAACAAGACUCUGCAAUGGAUAAUUCGACUUCCGAGGAAACGUCCGAGAAUCGUUCCAAAUGAAGACAGAAUAAGGAUCAAAUUAUCAUGUACAGCGUUCCCAAU